Messenger RNA from Penicillium manginii, 2265 nucleotides. Its product is annotated as protein phosphatase regulator GAC1. Gene Ontology annotation, molecular function: protein phosphatase 1 binding; glycogen binding. The transcript is spliced from 3 exons. Lineage: Eukaryota; Fungi; Ascomycota; Eurotiomycetes; Eurotiales; Aspergillaceae. The coding region runs from base 1 to 2265 and encodes 754 amino acids. The record is from RefSeq and is a predicted model, not a curated record. Gene Ontology annotation, biological process: regulation of glycogen biosynthetic process. Gene Ontology annotation, cellular component: protein phosphatase type 1 complex.
AUGCCAUACACUGCGCCAUUGAAGUCGUUGCUCUCCGCGCAGCACAUCGAGUACAGUGAUCCCUCUCAGGACACUCGCCCCGAGAGGCCUGGUCUGGCCCGAUCUGCCUCCGCACGCGUGCAGAACUCCCGCAAUUAUUCCUCUACCUCGUACGUUCGUCGGCACCGCAGAAGCCCAUCUAUCUGCAACAAAUCGGCCGUGCACUCCUUAUCGGAACCAGCUUCCCGUGUCUCUCCUGUUAUUGACCCCCAUACCAGUCUCCGUCAAUCCCCGCCACCGUUAAGCAAUGCUGCGAUUCCACCCGGGGCGGUGAUUUCACCCCCCGAAUCAGCACAGAACUCCGACGAGGAAUCUUCACCUUGUGGAGAAUUGAAGCUCGAGGAGCUCGAGGCCGCAGUACGAUCGAUUGAACAGCGAAGGGAAAGCUCACCGGAAAGGCAACCAAAGAGAAUGGGUCCUGCUGAUCAGCUGGGCACCGAGGCUCGAUCCUCAUCAAGCCAACCAUCAACGAGAACAGACAUCAAGCCACUGAAACCGAACCUCAUUCGGCUUUCCAAAGAGGCCCGCAAAAUCGCCCAUUCCCGAUCUUGCACCGAAACAGCGGUCGAUUAUAAGAGGGAGGAAGCACUGACAAGUUCGCCUGAUGAUAGCGAUGCAGACAUGUCACCAAAGCCACCUAUGGUGCGAAAGAAGUCUGGCGAACUGGUUCGUCCAGCACUUCGACCUGCAACGGCUCGACGACGUCCUUCUAGCAUGCCAGGUACCCCCGUGUUUGCAAAGGCCGUGCACUUCGACUCUCAACUAGAACAUAUCCGCCACUUCUUGCAGCUCGACCGACCUUUGGCUGUGAGUGCAGAGACAUCGCCUGUUGACGACCACGACGCCGAGGACGAGUUUCCCUUUGGUAGCAGCUCGAGUAAGGGUGCUUCAUCAUGGGAGUGGGAGCUUCAACUUUCCAACUUUCCUAAGGAUCCGUCAUCACGUUCCACCAACCCCGUUCGCCUUGAGCGACUGUUCCUGUCUGUAGAUAAGACGACUUUGAUUGGAUCGGUCGCGGUCGCCAAUCUUGAUUUCCACAAGCAAGUUGCUGCACGUUUUACCUUCGACUCUUGGAGAACGGUGUCAGAAGUGAGUGCCACAUUUUGUCACGAUAUUCAUCACGCCUACGGGAAUGAUGGCUAUGACCGGUUCACGUUUGAUAUCAAGCUUGACGACCAAGCCAACCUGGAGAGUAAGACCAUGAUUGCCUGUAUCCGAUACAAUGUCGCUGGUCAAGAGUACUGGGACAACAACAAUGGCAUGAACUACCGAGUGGACUUCCUCAAGACUCAGAAGCCGAUGGUCUCCAGCCACCCAUCUAAUUCCAGGACAUCCAGUGGCGCACGCCCUACCCUACCCCGCAGUCGAUCCUUCACCGGCUUGCACACUCGUCCCCACUCUAUGCCAUCUUCGUUUGAUGAGUCCAACAAGAAGGUUCCUUUCUCGAACCCUUUCAACUCUGUCAAGUCACCCCCUUUGAGCCGGGCUUCAUCAAACGACAUCGACACCGUUGGCCCCCCGAAACGACGCGAGAAGCCGAGCCAACAAGCAUUUGGCAACCGCUAUGACUUUGGGGCGUCAUUGACCGCCGCGAUGAAGACCAAGCCACCAGCCGAUCGAACCACGCUAACCGCGCGAGCCCGAUCGGGUUUAACUUCGGACGCUGCUCCGAGAAGUCCCGUCGUGAAGGAGCUGGAGAAGCCUGCCGUGAGCAAUCAUGCUCAGAAGGAGGGCCCGAAACCAUCCUCACUGAUGUCUAGCAAGCCAUGCCUCGAGUCCUCGGUGUACAAAGAGUUGGUGGAUAAGUACUGCUUUUAUGGUACCCCCAAAUCUUCGCCUCCAAAGCCCCAGAGCUUUUCAGUCAACGUGAAUGGCGAGGCAGCUUCCAAGUAUUUUUCUACUGGGUCUCCCUCGCCUCCUCUUUCACCUCGCUCCCCCGCGCCACUAGAGCCAGCCGCAGUUGAGGCACCUCGCGAGUCUCGUCCCGUGUCCUCAUCGUCGCCAGCUGUUAGUCCACGAUCUUCGCCGCGGGCAUCCCCUUCCUCCAUGUCCUUUCGCUUCCCCUACAACUCCCUGCAGAAUGGAUUCAUGAAGGACCCUCAAUCAUCGCCAGUCAUCCGAGGAGACUUCGAUAUUUCUUACCUGAAGACGGAUCGACCGAUUGAUUCGUAUUCUUCCCCUCUUGUUGCCGAUUGUUCAUACCUUCCCCUCGUCGGUGCUUCGUGA